Molecule: messenger RNA, 1614 nt
Organism: Porites evermanni
Lineage: Eukaryota; Metazoa; Cnidaria; Anthozoa; Scleractinia; Poritidae
Source: the annotation of a GenBank genome assembly
GAUGUUGUUACACUCCAGUUUAAUGGCAAAAAGCUCGACAAGAAAGACUUCUUUGGAAAGUCAGAUCCUUUCUUGGUGUUUUACAGAUGUAAUGAAGAUAACAGGUAAGUCAAGGUGAUAACUAGCUAGCACUCUCCUCACUUCUCAAUGCAAUAUCAUCCUUAAGGUGCUUGGCCUAUGAGACCAAUACACAGUCAAUUAGGAUUGGAUAUUCGGAUCAUUAUACGUUUCUGGGAAACUGCCUACCUACCCCUCCCCUAAGCCAACAUUUUGCCCUAAGUGAGAACUAACUAAGUGUUGACAUUGGCUUAGGGGAGGGGUAGGUGGGCAGUUUCCCAGAAAUGUACAAUGAUCCGGAUAUUUUUGGCAAAACUUGUUGCAAGCAAAGGAAAGAAGAAAAUUAAAUGACAGCCCCUGGGCCCUAACCCUUACACAAAAACAGUUCCAGCUUGAAGUGUUUGAAUUCUGUGCUUCAGAUCUUGUUCUUGCGGUAGACUUUGCCUGUCAUGAUGUCGUUAUAACACUAGUAUUCCAUCCUGGUAGCUACUUCUGGGUCUUGGAGGAUGUUAAAGGUACUGGCUUGGGGUAUUUUCGUGUUACGUUUUGACACUGGGUGCAGCUUAGCUUUUGGCUUUUUAAUAUCAAACACUUUCACAACUUUUGUGGCUGUGUAUUAUUUUAGUGCAACCAUUUGGUCUGUUAAAUUACAACAGUUGCAUUUUUAUGUUGUGCUUUAAUACCCUUGUGUUGAUUUACUGAAGGGCAAUAAUAAGUAAUAUUAUUAGUUCAAAGAAAAUCUCCCAGUGAGCAAUGUUUGAAGAAACAAUAAUUUUUGUUUAUCUUGCAUUUCCUCUAGCUAUACAGCAUGUCACAGAACUGAAGUUAUCAAGAACACACUAAACCCCACAUGGAAGCCAUUUUCAAUUCAAGCCAGGGCACUCUGUAAUGGGGACUAUGAUAGGUAAAUUAUUCUAUCAACUAAAUUUGCUAGAAUCAAUAAAUUCGAUUUUUCAUUUAAUCGUUUUUGCAUUUAAAUGCUUGUAAUUCUUUCAUCUUCCAAUUCUCUUAUUCAUUAUUUCACAAUGUAUUAUAAUAAGCAAAAAGCACAAAUUAAUGAUUGAAGUUAUACUUAAAGAUGAGUACAGCAUAUGCAUAUAGCCAAGACAUUUGCCUGUUUCAAUUUUUAAACAUUUUUUGUUAAGCUGAUUAACAAUAAAAUAUUUCAAUUGGAAAUGUGAUUGCUAUACGCAUAUGCUGCAAAUGAGUUCACCGUAGUGGAAAUAUAAACUUCAAGUUUACUAAGCGCCUUCUAAACAUCAAUUUUUACUUUAAAUUCGUACUUAAAUUCGUACUUAAACACUGAUGAUAAUUUCUAAUGGCAGUUUCGGGUAGUUGUCAAAAAAUAUAUACAUGUAUCAAUUUCUUGGCAAAAGGAAACAGGUCUAUCAUUGACUAUUCUUGUCAAACAUGCAUUGAGUAUCACAUUUUAUAACAAAUUGUAUGACCUUUCAUGAGCUCUUCGUAUGAUUAACAUUUAUUUUACAUGUAGUUUUUUUAAAAUUCUUCAGAUCAAUCAGGGUGGAAUGUUACGACUGGGACAGAGAUGGAGGGUGA